AUGUCUGGCACAGACAAGAAACCAACUUUACGUAAGAGUAGUAUUCUAGGCAUCAAUAAAGUACCAGAGAAGACAACCGUUCUCUCAAUUGCCCAGGCGCUCAGUUCCUUUGCAUCCAGUAUAACGAACAUUUCCAUUGAGACGUCUCGUUUUGGACAUAGAAAUGUUCUGAUCACUUUUGACAGUGUUGAAGCAUGCGAGAAGGCAAAGGGUCUUGGAAACAUUAAACUUGAGGAGCAGAUCUGCGACCUCUUCUUUGCACAAACACGCAAUAGCUCGCCUAGUCUAUCUGCAUCAACAACUAAACUCUAUGUGAAGCAUCCACCAGCUGCUAAUUGCGAGGAAAUUGUUAAAAUGCUCGGAGACGUUUCAAUUAAAAAGCCCGAGGGAGCCAAGGGCUACUUCUUUGUUACAUGCAAGGAUAUCGAUCAACAAUGUGAGAUUGUUAAAAAUUUCAAUAAUAAGAAAGUUAGCGGCGGCGCACUAGUCGUCAAAGUUGCCAUUGACAAGACUGUUAAGAGGCCCAUGCGCAACAACAAGCCUGUUACUGCUGAAUGA
Messenger RNA from Vittaforma corneae ATCC 50505, 558 nucleotides. RefSeq lists its product as uncharacterized. Gene Ontology annotation, molecular function: nucleic acid binding. The transcript has a single exon. Bases 1 to 558 code for a protein of 185 amino acids. The record is from RefSeq and is a predicted model, not a curated record. NCBI's taxonomy places the organism in Eukaryota, Fungi, Microsporidia, Nosematidae.